UCGAUAAGAGGACAAAUUUACUUCCACGGAUAAAAACUGCGUUCGGCACUGUUGGGAUUACUUUCAUUCAUUUCACCUCUGAGCACCGUGCGUUGAGUCAGCCGUGCACUUCCCAUACCACCUGUUUCAUGCAUGUUGUGCACCAGGUUUUGACCUGCAGUCCCACCGAAGGAAUAUUCCAAAGCCAAGGGUGCAGUUUUGGUCGGAGUUCUGGUCGGAGUUUCGUGCCAUGGCUCUCAACGUCCCCGGUUUGAUCGUAAUGCUGGUGUUUUACGCGCUGGUCCUUCUGACCGGGAUAUGGGCCGCCAGAAAAUCCAAGAGGGAGGAGAGGAAAACGACGGGAGAUAAGACAGAAAUAACUCUCUUAGGAGGCCGGAGUAUCAAUCUGCUGGUGGGAAUUUUCACCAUGACGGCUACCUGGGUGGGUGGAGGUUUUAUCCUGGGCAUUUCAGAGGCAGUGUAUAACCCAAAAAUGGGUCUGAUUUGGGCUCUGAUGCCCCUGCAGUAUUCCCUGUCCUUUGUACUUGGGGGGCUUGUGUUUGCCAAGCCCAUGAGGGAGAGGCGGUACGUCACGAUGAUAGACCCGUUUCAGGAGAAAUACGGACGAGUCCUGAGCACCCUCAUCCUUAUCCCUGCUAUCAUUGGUGAUAUCCUUUGGGUAGCCUGCACGCUCAUUAGUCUAGGUUCCACCGUGAGCGUGAUCCUGGACUUGCAGUAUUUCUACUCCAUCGUCAUCUCGGCGGCCGUGGCCAUCGUGUACACCCUUCUCGGAGGGCUUUUCUCCGUGGCCUACACAGACGUCAUUCAGCUCCUGCUCAUAUUUGUCAGUUUGUGGCUUUGCGUGCCCUUCCUCUUGCUGAGCCCCAUCCCAAGUGACAUCACAGUGACAUCAUUUAACCACACCCACCAGCCCCCUUGGGUUGGUGUCCUGGAGGUGGAGGAUGUGUGGAGGUGGCUGGAUGAUUUUUUAGUUCUGGGUCUUGGGUGUCUCUCCUUCCAGUGUUUCCACCAAAGGACCCUUUCAGCGUCGUCUGUGGCGAAAGCCCAAGUCACGUGUUUUGCGGCAGGGGUGGUCAUUUUGAUUUUAGGGGUGCCCCCCAUAUUGGUUGGAGCGGUUGCUGCUUCCACUGACUGGAAUCUAACAGGGUAUGGUUUGCCCUCUCCAUACGAGCGUGGGGACACCAGUGCGAUCCUUCCCAUAACUCUACAGUACCUCACCCCCAACUUCAUCUCCAUCGUCGGGAUCGGAGCUAUCGCUGCAGCCGUCAUGUCCUCCACUGACUCCGCCCUCAUCUCCUCCACAUCCAUGUUCUCCUCCAAUAUCUAUAAGAAAAUCAUCCGGCAGGGGGCCUCAGACAGAGAGAUGCUGUGGGUUAUCAGAAUCACUGUUGUGGUCGUUGGUUUAGCAGGGACAGGUUUAACGUUUUUGGAUAAGAGCGUGCUAGCUUUUUGGGUUUUAGGAGCAGACAUGUCUUACACGGUCAUCUUCCCCCAGUUGGUCGCUGUCCUCUUCUUCCCCAUCUCCAAUGGUUACGGGGCGGUCGCAGGGUACGUGCUGGGGGCGUUGAUACGGAUACUGAGCGGGGAACCACUGCUUGGUAUGCCACCUCUCAUCCAUUUUCCAGGUUCCGGACUGGUAGACGGCGUUUACGUUCAACGUUUUCCCGUCCGCACGGUGGCUAUGCUUUUCUCGUUAUGCAGCAUUCCUGUGUUCUCCUUUCUUUUCAUCAAAUUCUUCGGAUGGGGUCUGCUCCCGAAGAGCUGGGACGUUUUCGAGGUAAACAGGAAAGCGGCGACGUCAUCACGCACCAUCGAACGUACGCUAACAACAUCGCCAAAGUCAGAAGGUUCUCCACAGCCAGUAACGGACGGUGAAGAAGUGGAGAUGUCGCCGCGAGACACAAACGAGAGUUUGGACGGCGAAAAGCAGCGCACAUCACCAAACGUCGCCAGCGUCUCCUCAGAGCCACAGGUUGAAGGGGAACUUGACGAGCAGCACCUGGUUUCACAACAACUGAUAGGCACAAGACUUUAGGUCCCAGAUUGACUGAAAAAACAAACAAACAAACAAACAAA
Messenger RNA from Chanos chanos (milkfish), 2076 nucleotides. RefSeq names its product high-affinity choline transporter 1. Lineage: Eukaryota; Metazoa; Chordata; Actinopteri; Gonorynchiformes; Chanidae. The transcript is spliced from 9 exons. Gene Ontology annotation, cellular component: plasma membrane. The record is from RefSeq and is a predicted model, not a curated record. Bases 230 to 2035 code for a protein of 601 amino acids. Gene Ontology annotation, molecular function: choline:sodium symporter activity. Gene Ontology annotation, biological process: choline transport; transmembrane transport; acetylcholine biosynthetic process.